UAAACUAGAUUUCAGAUACAAAAAGCAAAGAAACUUCAUCUCUCUCUCUUUCAGAGACUCUGAUCUGUGCAAUUUCCUUGUUACCCUAGUCUCAUGGCAUCCUCGUCUUCUUUACCUCAGACCUGGAGAUACCGUGUCUUCACGAGCUUCCACGGCCCGGACGUCCGUAAAACGCUGCUCAGUCAUGUACGCAAACAGUUUAGUUGCAACGGGAUUUCGAUGUUCGAUGAUCAAUGGAUCGAGAGAAGCCAAACCAUUGCUCCUGCACUCACACAAGCGAUUAGAGAAUCCAGGAUCUCCAUCGUGGUGCUCUCGAAGAAGUAUGCUUCUUCCAGCUGGUGUUUGGAUGAGCUGGUCGAGAUUCUCAAGUGCAAGGAAAGUAUGGGACAAAUUGUGAUGACGGUCUUUUACGGAGUAGAUCCAUCUCAUGUUCGGAACCAGACCAGAGAUUUUGGGAUUGCUUUCGAUGAAACUUGUCAAGGCAAGACAGAGGAGAAGAUACGAAUAUGGAGACAGGCUUUGACCAAUGUGGGAAACAUAGCGGGAGAACACUUUCUAAACUGGGACAAUGAAUCGAUGAUGAUUGAAAAGAUUGCUAGAGAUGUUUCAAACAAACUAAACACUAGAAUCUCUAGAGACUUUGAAGACAUGGUGGGUAUUGAAACACAUUUGAAGAAGUUGCAGUCUUUGUUACAUUUAGAUGAUGAGGAGGAAGCUAUGAUAGUUGGAAUCUGUGGCCCUGCAGGCAUUGGCAAGACUACCAUUGCCAGAGCCUUGCAUAGCCGAUUCUCUAACAGUUUCCAGCUUACUUGUUUUAUGGAGAAUGUUAGGGGAAGCUGUAACAGUGGCCUUGACGAGUAUGGAUUGAAGAUGCAUCUGCAAGAAAACCUUCUUUCAAAGAUUUUGAACCAAAAUAGUAUGAAAGUAUACCAUUUAGGUGCGAUACAGGAAAGACUAUGCGACCUAAAAGUGCUUAUUGUUCUUGAUGAUGUGGACGACCUGAAGAAACUUGAGGCUUUGGCUGAUGAAACUAGGUGGUUUGGUCCUGGAAGCAGGAUUAUCGUAACCACAGAAGACCACGAGAUUUUGGAGCAACAUGGUAUCAGCAAUACAUACCAUGUGGAUUUUCCAACUAGUGAAGAAGCUCGUCAGAUCUUCAGUAGAUUUGCUUUUAGACAGAGCUAUCCGCCCUACAAUUUUGGAAGACUUGUGGAAAGAGUAACAAAGCUUUGCAGCAGCCUUCCAUUGGGUCUCCGUGUCAUGGGUUCAUCUUUGCGCGGAAAGAAAGAAAAUGAGUGGGAAGUUAUUCUGAAUAGGCUAGAAAAUAGCCUUUGUCAAGAUAUCGAGAGAGUACUCAAAGUUGGAUACGACAAUUUACAUGAGAAUGAUCAAUCUUUGUUUCUUCACAUUGCAUGCUUUUUCAACUUGGAGAAGGACGAUUAUGUGAUGGCCAUGCUCUCUGACGGUAACUUGGAUGUUAGACUAGGGUUAAAAACCCUGGCGUAUAAAUCUCUAAUAGAAAUAUCCACCGAAGGUGUAGUAGUGAUGCACAAGUUACUACAACAAAUGGGUUCACAAGUUGUUCAAAGACAAGAGCCUUGGAAACGCCAAAUCUUAAUUGAUGCUCAUGAGAUUUGUGAUGUCCUGGAAACUGAUUCGGGUAGUAGAAGUGUGACGGGUAUAUGUUAUGAUACAUCCACAAUCCAAGAUGAGGUGUAUAUAAGGGCGGGAGCUUUUAAGAGAAUGCGCAAUCUUCGAUUUCUCAGCAUCUACAAGACAAGAUUUGAUAGAAAAGAUAGAGUGCAUGUACCUGAGGACAUGGAUUUUCCAUCUCGACUAAGGUUAUUGCAUUGGGUGGCAUACCCUAGAAAGUGUCUUCCUCAUACAUUUUGUCCCGAAUAUCUUGUGGAACUCAAUAUGCCGGAGAACGAGCUCGAGAAGCUUUGGGAAGGACCACAGCCCCUUACAAAUCUCAAGAGGAUGAAUCUGAACGGGUCCAAGCAUCUGAAGGAAUUCCCGGAUCUUUCAAAUGCUACGAAUCUUGAGGGUUUGUUUCUGGAUAACUGCGAAAGUUUGGUAGAGAUUCCAUGCUCUAUUGGAAGUCUUCAUAAAUUAAAGUAUUUGUAUAUGGCAAACUGUUUGAAUCUACAACAUGGUCCGACUCACUGUAAUUUAGCAUCUCUUGAAGUUUUCCAGCUGAUAGGAAGCCGGAACUUGAGGAAAAUUCCAGAUCUUUCCACCAACAUCAAAACACUCGUAGUCACGGACACAGUGUUGGAAGAAAUGCCUGACUCAUUUAGACAUUGGUCUCGCCUUACGCGUCUCUGUAUAUUUGGCUGUGAGCCAACUCUUGAGAAACUUCCAGACUUCAUCAAAUACCUUCAUGGGUUAACAGUGCUUCAGUUACUAAACUUGCGAAAACUUGCAUCGCUGCCAGAGCUCCCUGCCUCGCUCACAAGUCUAACGGUAGCCUCUUCUGUAUUACUGGAGACGGUACCCUUCUCUUUUGACUCUACAAUUGAGAUUCUCUAUUUCCCCAACUGCUUCAAAUUAGGCAGAGAAGCAAGCAGAGUAAUUACGACGAUUGCAUUGCAUGCAUUCCUACCUGGAAGCAAAAUGCCUGCGGAGUUUGAUCACCGAGCUAUAGGAAACUCCCUGAUCAUUCGUUCGGAUUUCAAAAGAUUUAGGAUUUGUGUCGUGAUUUCCCGUAAGGAGAAGAUGGAAAAAGAUGUUCCCAAGUUAUUGUGUCGCAUAGGCAUAAACGAUUGCUACGUUGAGAAGCUCAUACUCCAGGGUGUCCAAAGAAUAGAAACAGAACAUAUGUUUAUAUCUUCCUUCGACUUGCUUGACAAAGACGGAUGGCUUCAACAGGACAACGAGAUAUCGUUUGAAUUCAGCUCCACGUCUCUCGAAAUUAUUGAAUGUGGUGUCCAGAUCGUGGUAGACAAAACCGACUGAAACAGAAGCUAUUAGAUCAAGAACACUCCAAUAAGUCGCGAGGAACAUCAAAAGCUGUUCGACAGCAGCAGGCAAGAUGAUGACAAUGAUGUUGUUUGCAGAAUGCUCAGCAGCUGGUUGUCUCUUGCUUCUUUAGCUUUUAGAGGUUUCUUAGUCAUUGAAAAUCAAAUUCUUAUAUAUGCAACAUCAGGUAUUUAUUUCUUUUCCUUUAGUCCAUUGCAUACUUUUACCUUCUGCUUUGUAAAUGUCUUUCUGGAAAUUUGGAAAGGCGAAAAGGAUGGAGAAGAAGGACGCUCUUGGGUCGCUUCUUAAGCACAAGGCUUGGCUUCUUCUCUUGGUUCAUGGCCUCACUCUCUGCUACUAAUUGAGUAAAAGUUUAAAUCUUUUCUGAAUACUAUGACAUCACAUUUCUCUCAUCUGAAGUCUGUUAAUUUGUUGUUUCUGUGCUGCAUUGAAUUUGCUUUGAUUAUCUUUCCUUGUGUAAUUAUUUGGUUUAUCCCGGUUAAAUCAUUCACUCA
This is a messenger RNA of Brassica napus (rape), 3476 nucleotides long. RefSeq names its product disease resistance protein RML1B-like. Gene Ontology annotation, molecular function: ATP hydrolysis activity; ADP binding. The coding region runs from base 94 to 2958 and encodes 954 amino acids. NCBI's taxonomy places the organism in Eukaryota, Viridiplantae, Streptophyta, Magnoliopsida, Brassicales, Brassicaceae. Gene Ontology annotation, biological process: defense response; signal transduction. The record is from RefSeq and is a predicted model, not a curated record. The transcript has 4 exons.